AUUAGGGUUUAACGCAACACAUUUCUUCACAAACCUACCAAAACAAAAGAAGAAUUCAUUCAUCAUUCAUAGUUUCAUACUCACUCCAUUAAGUAAUCGAAGAUUCUAGAAGAAGCCUGAGAUUAUGGCAACAGCAACAGCAGCAGUAGCGGCAAAGAGGAAGCCAGUGUUCAUAAAGGUUGACCAGCUGAAACCGGGAACCAACGGUCACACGUUGACCGUUAAAGUCGUUUCUUCGAAGCCAGUCAAGACUGUAGGAACUAAGGGACCUCGAUCUUCUUCUUCCAUGCUCCUCUCUCGCCCUUCCCGCCGCCCCUCUCGCAUCUCCGAGUGCCUCAUCGGAGACGAAACCGGCACCGUCAUCUUCACCGCUCGUAACGAACAAGUGGACGUUAUGAAUCCAGGGGCGACGUUAAUUCUGCGAAAUGCAAAGAUUGACAUGUUCAAGGGAUCCAUGAGGCUAGCAGUUGAUAAAUGGGGGAGGAUUGAGGUCACUGAACCGGCAAGCUUUCAAGUUAAAGAGGACAACAAUCUUUCUUUAGUUGAAUAUGAACUGGUUAAUGUAGUUGAGGAGUGAUUAUAUUUUCUUCCUUUUUGGGGGUUGAAUCUUUUUUCUAGUUAUUAGAGGUUCUGAUUUUUGUUUUGACCGUAAGUGAUUUGAUUGCUGUGCAGUUUUCAUGUGGUAAAGUCUUGGUUGUGUUAGGCUUAUUAUUGUGCCUAUGCUUCACAUGCGAAGCAAAUAUUUGUUUUAUAUUGGCCUUAUUGGCUACGUAUGAUAAUAUAUCCCUUGGUCUUUCCACAAAUUCAGUUAGAAGUUGCCCCAUGCACACAAAUGACGAAAAUGUUUGAAUGCAUAUGCUGAAUCAACUCUCAAUCUCAACAAUAUCAGAUGGAAUGUAUAAUAAGUGGCCAAGUGGGAUCACAGUUUAACAGUUGAGUUUUGACGUAUUAUUUUGUUAUUGGUA
Messenger RNA from Arachis duranensis, 965 nucleotides. RefSeq lists its product as uncharacterized. The transcript has 2 exons. The record is from RefSeq and is a predicted model, not a curated record. Bases 125 to 577 code for a protein of 150 amino acids. Lineage: Eukaryota; Viridiplantae; Streptophyta; Magnoliopsida; Fabales; Fabaceae.